AUGGAUGUCUCUGUAAUAGAGGAACUGGAAGUCGAGGACGAACUUAAUUUCGAGGUUGAUGUCGCCAUAAGCUCUGAGGACGAGCUUGUCUCCGAAACUGUAGUCGAAAUCGAUAUAGUAGGCGCAUUUAGGGAUAAUACCGAGGUAGAGAAGCCUGUGUUCGACGCAGAUGUCGAAGACGAGCUUGGGUUGGUGGCACGGUCGCAGUCUCCAAACUCCGCUUGGCAUCCCUUGCCGCAGUACGCAUCUGUAGAUCCGCAAUACGACUGA
Molecule: messenger RNA, 270 nt
Organism: Pyricularia grisea
Lineage: Eukaryota; Fungi; Ascomycota; Sordariomycetes; Magnaporthales; Pyriculariaceae
Exons: 2
Coding region: 1-270 (89 amino acids)
Source: RefSeq, a predicted model, not a curated record